AUGAAGUAUACGAUGAUUUACAAAUGUAUCUUGCAUGCUUCUAAUAGUAUCAAGUAUUUACCACUGGCCACCAUCCAAGUUCAAUGGCUUGAUUUCCAAAGACACGGUUGUAUCUGGUUUCUGAGGAGGAAUGAGAGUAAGAGGUGGGAUAGUCUGAGCAAGAAAAAUCUUAAGUCUAUGUAUCUAUUAUGGAUUUAUAAUAGUCGAAAGGGAUCAACAAAAAAAAGGGGAAUUGAAGAGACAGAAAAGAAUAUAGAACACGCUCCUUCUUGCACUGAUAUUACAAGUACCAUGACAUUAGGUCUUUAA
Messenger RNA from Phycomyces blakesleeanus NRRL 1555(-), 309 nucleotides. RefSeq lists its product as hypothetical. The transcript is spliced from 3 exons. Lineage: Eukaryota; Fungi; Mucoromycota; Mucoromycetes; Mucorales; Phycomycetaceae. The record is from RefSeq and is a predicted model, not a curated record. Bases 1 to 309 code for a protein of 102 amino acids.